AUGAAUGAAUGCUUACUUACUUACUUGAUUAUUAUCAAUAAAGAUGUAAGCACUACUAUUAGUUUAGAAGAUAUGAUACAUUUGUUAGAAUCUCUUAAAAUAACUAUAUCUGAUCACCAUGAACUCCAACAUUUGGCUCAGCUUGCAAAGGAUGGUAAAGCCCUUGAACGAGAUACACUAAUGGAUAUGAUAACAGCUAUAUUAGCUGCUGAUACUGAACAUCUCAAGGAAUUAACGAAUUCUAUUGGUGAUUUCGAAAUUCAACUUAAAUAA
This is a messenger RNA of Cokeromyces recurvatus, 273 nucleotides long. RefSeq lists its product as uncharacterized. The record is from RefSeq and is a predicted model, not a curated record. The transcript has a single exon. Bases 1 to 273 code for a protein of 90 amino acids. Lineage: Eukaryota; Fungi; Mucoromycota; Mucoromycetes; Mucorales; Mucoraceae.